Molecule: messenger RNA, 2388 nt
Organism: Mugil cephalus (flathead mullet)
Lineage: Eukaryota; Metazoa; Chordata; Actinopteri; Mugiliformes; Mugilidae
Gene: ntan1
Product: N-terminal asparagine amidase
Exons: 10
Coding region: 156-1079 (307 amino acids)
Biological process (GO): ubiquitin-dependent protein catabolic process
Cellular component (GO): nucleus
Molecular function (GO): protein-N-terminal asparagine amidohydrolase activity
Source: RefSeq, a predicted model, not a curated record
UUCUUCUUCUUCCUCUUCCCGGAGUAGGAGGCGACAGAUUGAGCCGAUGGGCUGGUCUGUGUAGUAUGAAAUAAGUGACUGUCAAAUUAUGAAGCUGCUGGUUUUUGAAGUUGUAGGAAACUAGUUGGAUUUUAAAGUGGACCCUGCUUAGGGAAAUGCCUUUGUUGAUUCAAAAUAGAGAAUCGGACCGAAUAAGAUCGACAGUGGAACUGUUCGACAAAUAUCCACAUUUACAGGAACAUGCAAGAACAUUUCGCUCCAAGCCACUUGCUGAUGUCGAGCCAAAGUGCCUCCUGUACGUCCAGCAAAGAGAGUAUGCUGCAACUACACCAGCAGACAAUUGUGUUUCAGUCAUCGGAUCAGAUGAUGCCACCACCUGCCAUUUGGUUGUGCUGCGACACACUGGAAGUGGGGCUGCUUGCUUAGCCCACUGUGAUGGUUCCAGCACCUGGUCUGAAGUCCCACUCCUUGUGAAAGCUGUGACAUCGCUGAGUAGCGUGUGUAAGGAUGGCAGACUUGAGCUCCAUCUUGUCGGCGGAUUUAACGAUGAGAUGAAAACAUCCCAUAAACUCAGCCUUAACGUACUCGCAGCCUUUCAGAAACAGAAAGAGGAAAUUCAUCUCGAAACGUGUUGCAUCACAGAAAUGAAUGACACUGUUGUUAAUGGAAAUCAUAAACCUGUUGUAUAUGGAAUAGGAGUAAAUGUUAAAACAGGGGAUGUGUUUCCGGCCUCAUUCCCUCAUAAAGGCCCUGCAGAGGAGCUGCGAUCUGCACGAACCUUCACUGGAGGACAGAUGGUUGAGAUAUACGACUCGGCCCGGGGGCUUGUUAAGAUUGACCCAUGCAAGUGGUCCCCACAUCUGGACAUUGCCUUCUGGUUGUCACAAAAUGAUGAUACAAUUUUAAAGUACAUGUCCACCUCUCCAAAGGCUGAGCCUCCACACUUUGUCCAGCACAUGAAGUCCACCAUCCAGUUCCUUUUAGAUAACCCCGACUCUGACAGCCUGUUCCCGGGGGCUCAACCACAGCUCUUCCGCAGGACUGAGAGGGGGGAAUGGGAGAGGGCUGUCCAGUCGUAGAGGCCCGCUCCUAUCUCUCACCGAACCUUAACGUGGUAUCUGACUGUAUUUGCCUCUCGGCUCAAUGGAAGCACUGUGACCCUUUAACCCACAAUCUGUUUUUUUUUUGUUUAUUGUGUCUUAAUGUGGAGUUAAACCCCCCACUGGACCAUGCGUCUACUGAAUAGCCUUCCCAAUUCACCUGGCUGGUCCAGUAGAGAGAGAAGAGGACGUGAUUCUGUUUAUGCCUCUCGACGGUUAAUUUCCACUCUUAUGAGACGGUAUGAAGGCUGCACCUUAUACCAACUGCUGUGUUUGCAGUAAGUUGAUGUUUAUGUCCCAUUGUGUUUAAGGGUUUUAAUUUUGAAUGAUUCUGUCUUACUUUAUGUUCAGUUAAAACAUUUUAUAUGUUUCUUUUAGCCCAUGAACUACCAUAGCUUAGCAUUCACCACAGAAUAAAUUAAAGGUUAUUUUCACAUUUGCCUGCACAUGGGCCUUGAACGCAUGAUGUUGUCAAUAGAAGCAAAUCAUUGUGUGAAUUACAGAAUUAAUUUUGUCACUUCCCGUACAUUAGCAUGUGAUAGUGUACAUGGGGAUAGUCAGAUAAAGCCAGUGAUAGCUUAGAUUUCAGGUUUUAAGCUCCGAUUGAACUUUACACUACUUCGAUCCUUGGGGGGAAAAAACACUUUUACAAUGAUAAACUGAGAACAUAUGCAUCUGUAAGCGUUCUCUGUAGUUUAUGGGCUAAAAUAUGUACAUAAAAAUAUCUCUUCUGCUCUUAAGUAAAGAGCUCGACGUACUGGUAUGGAAUAAGUGUGAAACUUGCUGCAACAACAAUAAAACAAAUAUUUUGACAUAUUGUUUAAAACAAAAAAAAAUGACAUAUGACUGCAUUGCAAUGACAGAGUUUAUUUUUCUCUACAAAUGUACCUUCCCCAUGAGAGUGGGAUAUGAUGUUUUAUCACAUACUCGACACAAUGCUGUACACUUUGCUAUGAAUGUGUGUGUCUUAGAAUUGCAUGUGUACAUGUGCAUCAUAAUCUUCUGCAAGGUAUGACAUGGAUUCUUGUUGAACGUAACAAAAUGUUAUUUUACUAGUUUUGUCUGCCUUGAAGGUGUUUAAAAUGUAACAUGGCCUUUUCAUUAGCUGUGUAAAGUACUUAAAUCUUUCAGUGUAACUUGUUGCGACUUGUGAACAUACUAUGCGUGUGGCUAAAUAAAUGUCAAUGAUCAAAUCUUCUGUGGUUGGAAUUUAAAAUUUCUGCCAGUAGUUGAAGUGUAACAUAAACUGCAAUGUGCAACACAAAAUAAAAGAUGUUUAUUAAUUUCA